ACAAUGCAGACGCUGCAUAUGAUAGUCGUUCUUAGACCCUUUGGCUGCAAGCCUUGACAGCAGGCGGCGCGUUCGCUCUUUCCUUAGCCGGAACCCUUAUACAGAUAGUCCACAAACGACACGAUCAUGACGGUUUCAUGCUCCAACGGUGUCGAAGACAUAGCCGACAUAGAGGAUUUCAGCGUGUCAGAGCUGGAAUCGUCGCGACCUGCGAAGCCGGCUUACCUAGGAUCACGCCCCAAACGUGUCAAAGGAGACGCCGACGCAAAUGGCGUACAGCCAAGCCUGGAUCCUUCCGGGGAUUACAGCGUGGCAUCAACGACAUGUGUUCCAGGCACGCAAGCCAUAUGGGUUAAGACGUUCGGUUGCUCGCACAACGUCAGCGAUGGCGAGUAUAUGGCUGGUCAGCUUCUGGAUUAUGGCUAUCGCCUGCUGGACGACGCCUCCCGCGACUCCGCCGACCUGUGGCUCAUCAACUCGUGCACCGUCAAGGGGCCCAGCCAGGCGGCCAUGAGCAGCCUCAUAGCGGCGGCGCGGGCGGCGGGGAGGGCGGUGGUGGUGGCGGGAUGCGUGCCGCAGGGCGACAAGAAGCUGCCAGAGCUGCAGGGAGUGAGCCUGCUGGGUGUGACCCAGAUCGACCGGGUUGUUGAGGCUGUUGAGGAGACGCUGCGGGGACACGUGGUGACCCUGCUGGCCAAGAAGCCCCUGCCGCGGCUGGACCUGCCAAAGGUCCGCCGCAACCGGCACAUCGAGAUCGUGCCCAUCUCUACUGGCUGCCUGGGCGCAUGCACCUACUGCAAGACCAAGCACGCCCGCGGGCAGCUGGGCAGCUACGACCCGGGCGCGCUGGCGGAGAGGGUGCGGCAGGCGGCGGCGGACCCAUGGGUUCGGGAGAUCUGGUUGAGUUCUGAGGACACCGGGGCGUACGGUCGGGACAUCGGCUCCUCGCUGCCGGAGCUGCUGACCGCCCUAAUUGCCGUACUGCCCUCGGAUGGCCGUACGAGGCUGAGGGUGGGCAUGACUAACCCGCCGUACGUGCUGGAACACCUGGAGUCCCUGGCCGCCGCCCUGCGCCACCCAGCGAUGUUCGCCUACCUGCACGUGCCCGUACAGUCGGGCAGCGAUGCCGUACUGGCGGCCAUGAAGCGGGAAUACACCGUGGCAGAGUUCCGUCGUGUCAUAGACACCCUCACCGCCCUGGUACCCCAGCUGGAGCUCGCAACGGACGUCAUCGCCGCCUUCCCGGGCGAGAGCGAGGGCGACCAUGCAGCCACUCUGGAGCUGCUGCGCACCUACCGCUUCCCGCACACCCACAUCUCGCAAUUCUACCCGCGGCCCGGCACCCCCGCGGCCCGCAUGCGGCCCCGGAUCCCGGGCCACGAAGCCAAACGCCUCUCUCGACAGUUGGCGGCGGAGGUUGACGGUUGGGGCGAUGUGUACGACAGCCUAGUGGGCAGUCGGCAGGUGGUUGGGGUGGUUGAGGUGGCGGCGGACGGGCGGAGCCUGGUGGGGCAUACCAAGAGCUAUGUGCAGGUGCUUCUGGACCCCCAGCCGGGCCUGAUGG
Messenger RNA from Astrephomene gubernaculifera, 1564 nucleotides. NCBI's taxonomy places the organism in Eukaryota, Viridiplantae, Chlorophyta, Chlorophyceae, Chlamydomonadales, Astrephomenaceae. The record is from the annotation of a GenBank genome assembly.